Sesamum indicum (sesame) is the source of this 833-nucleotide messenger RNA. The record is from RefSeq and is a predicted model, not a curated record. NCBI's taxonomy places the organism in Eukaryota, Viridiplantae, Streptophyta, Magnoliopsida, Lamiales, Pedaliaceae.
UUGCAAAUAUGAGGUUAGAUAAAAAAUAAUUAAGUCCAACCCGCACGUACUAGAAGUAGGUCUUGCACAUUGGGUUGAGUCGCGCGUACGCUUAUAAAGUGUAUAUGGGUUACUCUCCUACUUGCUAGGACCAAGACCACCAGCUGCAGAGAAGCGCAGCAGCCAUAGAACCAUGUGGGCCGCUCUGCCACUUCAACCACCAAAACCAUGGCCACUCAACGCCCUCUCCACCACCAAACCACCUCCACUACAUUCUGUGCCCAUCGCCAACCGCCAAAACGGAGGCGAAAUGGGUGGUCCGCGGCAGGUAGUUGUCACUGCCCUCAAUUCCAAUAAGCCACAGCACCGAAACGCCACAAAAUCAAGGAUAGAGUCAGAACCACCCCCACCCCUUGAAAAGCAAGAAAAAUUGGAGGAGCAACAGCAACAACAGCAGAGGCAGAGGCAGCUAAGUGGCGCUGAUGUACUGAUGGCACUUGAGAGAGCCACAGCCGACAAAACCAAGAAAAAGAAAGCGAGGAGGAACACUGGUGGCCUUUCUAGAGGCCGCAAUAGUGCGGGAACAGCGAAGCAGGAGACUUCCAAUUUCAGCGAUGUUAGGCCCUUAUGCAUUAAACCAGAAUGGAGUGAUCGGUUGGAGGAAUUGGAAAGGAGACUUCAACAACUUGCACAUAGUCAAGGCCAUAGGUGAAAACUUGUAUUCCACUCGAUUCAGGGUCUUUCUCAAGAUAAACGCAUUUCAGACAUCUUUCUAAGAUUUUACACCUGUAUACAAUAAUGUCAAUAUGUCUGCACUACAUUUAAGGGCAAAAAGGAGGUGAAUCGUUUACCAA